Molecule: messenger RNA, 4282 nt
Organism: Daphnia pulex (common water flea)
Lineage: Eukaryota; Metazoa; Arthropoda; Branchiopoda; Diplostraca; Daphniidae
Gene: sp3
Product: phosphatidylinositide phosphatase SAC2-like
Exons: 14
Coding region: 458-3805 (1115 amino acids)
Biological process (GO): regulation of endocytic recycling; phosphatidylinositol dephosphorylation
Cellular component (GO): early endosome; clathrin-coated endocytic vesicle
Molecular function (GO): phosphatidylinositol-4-phosphate phosphatase activity
Source: RefSeq, a predicted model, not a curated record
CUGCCUCUGCGGAAAGAGUAGCAUAAAUUUAAUUGCGUUCGUUCAGGAGUUCCGUUUGACGCCCAAAAUAAAUAAUUCAGAGCAAGUGAAGUUGCCCAAACGUAUGUGGUUGCAGAACCCAAUAAAAAAUCAAAACAAAUAAUGCAAUUUUUUGACAAGUCGACCUACUGUUUACACUUUACAGUGCCUCAGCCCUUAGCAGCCAUUUUCUGUCAAAACAUGGAGAAUUGAAGAAGAAUUUCAUGAAUUUCAAGUUGCUUCGUGCAGUUUAAUUGUCUUUUAUCGUGAGAAACGACUGAGCUAAAUAGGGUUCUUUAAUGACAAACAUUUUAGCUUUUUAUUUGGGAAACAAUGUAAAUUUUUCCUCUUUCAAUACAGACAGAAGAUUGUUCGAAAGUUUCCUCGUCGUUAAUCCAUUUUUCUUUUCACUGUUCAAGAAUUUCAAAAGAAAACUGAAAUGGAACUCUUUAGAACUACUGAAUAUUACAUCUUUCGACAAGGAGAGCACAGUCUAUGGUGUAACAGAAAAACUGGUCAUUUAGAACCGAGAACAGCCUGGGACCUGACAAAAGCUGAUGAUCCUCAUUGCAUGGGCCUUGUCCAUGGGAUAGUCGGCAAAUUAAAUUCUUUUCCUGACACAGAUCCUCAAUUACUAGUUAUAGAAAGCUGCAGUCUUGUUGGCUAUGUUUGGAAAAAUCAGCCUAUUUUUAAAAUCAACAAAAUCGGCCUGCUUUCUCUGGGUCAGCAAGAAGCCGAAAUCACUACUCAUCCGUGUUCGAAACAUAGCAAUUCUGUCGCAUUCAACCAAAGAUCGGAUGACGGAGGAAACAAACCCUCACACAGUUCUAGGCAACAGGAAGCUUUAGCCAAGACUUGGGGUUCCAUAAAGUCCGCUACCAAAUCAUUUAAAAGUACAACUGUUCAAGCCGCUCAAAGAAUUGGAAUUGAUGGAAGAGAAGGCGAUCGCGGGGCCAGGAAAAUUUGGGAUGAAAUGGAAAAGAUGUUCACUCAUGCAGAUUCUUUUUAUUUUUCUCCUACUGUCGAUCUGACCAAUUCUAUCCCGGUUUUGGGUGAGAGCUAUAAUUCAACCAAUGUUUCUUGGCGAUCAGCAAACAGCCGUUUCUUCUGGAAUAAAUAUCUUCUCAAAGAAUUGAUUGAUUUGGGGGAUCCCAAAGCUGAUCCCUGGAUUAUCCCUAUUCUUCAUGGCUACAUCCAUAUUGAUACUGUACCUGUCGUGCUUGAUGGGGUAACGAAUUUCAAUAAGCCUUUGACUUUAUUACUUAUUUCACGUCGUUCACGAAAUCGAGCUGGAACCCGAUACAAACGCCGUGGAGUCGACGAAAAUGGUUACGUUGCAAAUUAUGUGGAAACGGAACAGUGUCUCCUCUUCGGAGAUCACAUUUUAUCAUUCGUGCAAGUCCGAGGAUCAGUUCCUGUAUUUUGGUCCCAACCAGGAUUCAAAUAUCGUCCACCUCCUCAGAUUGAUCGAGGCGUGGAAGACACUCAGGUUGCGUUUCAACGUCAUUUUGAACGUGAGUUGCCCAUCUACGGAAAUUUGUGCGUCGUUAGCCUGGUGGAACAGAAUGGAAAAGAGAAGAUUAUCGGAGACGCUUUUACAGAACAGAUGAUUCAUUUGAAUGACGCAAGAAUCACCUAUGUAACUUUUGAUUUCCACGAGCAUUGCCGUGGUAUGCGAUUUGAGAAUGUCGGACGUCUUUUAAAUGGACUGGAAGACGUGCUUCACGAUAUGAGGUAUACGUGGAUCGAUUCACACGGUAUCAUUUGUCAACAGCAGUCAACCUUUCGAAUAAACUGUAUGGACUGCCUCGAUCGAACCAAUGUUUGCCAGACUGCUUUCGGGAAAUUAAUUUUGGAAGGUCAACUAAGCAAAUUAGGAAUCCUUCCUCCAGAAGGCACGUUCUGGCCAGCGCUUAAAACAGCGUUUAAUACAAUGUGGGCCAACAAUGGUGAUGUUCUCAGCCGGCAAUACGCUGGAACAAACGCCCUAAAGGGUGAUUUUACAAGAACUGGUGAAAGAAGGCUUGCGGGAAUGAUGAAAGACGGGAUGAACUCAGCUAAUAGGUAUUACCUCAAUCGAUUCAAGGAUACGCUGAAACAGACAGCGAUUGAUCUUGUGCUCGGAAACAUCCAGCCGGAGGAUGCACUGAAUAUUCUAUGCGGCCAGAGUAACAUGAUGGAAGAUGACGAAGAAGUUGUUUUGCAGACAGCCGAUAGAGUUCGUCAGGUGAUCGAAGAUUGUCGCAAACAGUUUGUUAGUCCAGAAGAAAUCAUUGUCGGUUCUUGGGGAUUGGUCGAUGCCCAUCCCGUCACUGGAGACCCCACUCAGGUUGACAUGGAUGUUAUUGUCAUUCUGUCACGGGAACACCUUUACGUGGUUUCGUACGAUGAUGACGUAGAUCACGUCAGAGCAUGUAAAAUAUUCUCUCUGGCUGAUCUGACGAAGUUGGAAGUCGGAUCAGAAGGUAAAUCAAACUUGUUGUCAAAUGCUGGCGUGAAUUUCCUCAAGUCACCUAAGCGUGAAGCGGCUUCUCCGCCGACUUUCUUCAUGCGCGUGCAUGUGCGAAAUUCGUCGGAUGAGGGAGAAGUUUUACAAUUUCGUUCGACCAGACUAAGAUUUUUUAACAACAUGGCUGUUCCCAUUUGCAAGACAGAGGAUAUGAACGAGUCAUUAAAGGCAAUUGCCGAAACCAUUCAUGUUACUAUGGAUAUAUCUCAGUUGUCGAUUCCCUAUGUGGUCGGCACUUUGGAAAAAAUCUCACUAAAAUCCACUACAAAAAUUGGGCACAUUGAAGUACCGCUUUGGCAGGGUGGAUUCCCACGAAAUGCAUCCGAAGGGCAGCUGUCUGCAUUUAAACAAGCUGGCAACAAGGCAUUAUCCAGCGUUACCUCCCACUUUUCCCGUUUGAAACCUUCAGCAAUAUCACGCAAUUUAGGCCGUUCAGUCAGUAAAAAGAAGGAAGUUUCCGACCAAGCGAUAGAGCUUCCGACAACUGGAUUACCUAACCCAGAAUUGCGAAUGCCUUCUAGUUAUUCUAGUUUGAACGAUCUCACAUCAUUUUCAGUAAUCAAGGACGUUUUACAUUUACCGUCAGUUGGCGUCCUAUUCCUCACUGGCAACGAAAUUCGGUUAGAGGUAACCGACCAUUUGCUCGAAGAAACGAAGCCGCUCGAAAAACCUCCGCAGCCUAAAGUCUUACUCCGUUGUGUUAGCGCUGGACAAUUUGAUAGCCGUUGCUUGCCGAAAGGGAAGCGCAAUGGAGAGCUGGGCAGACUCGACGAGCAUAUUCGCUUGAUUGUAACACCAGAAAUUCAGAUCAGUACAACGGACGGCGCAGAAAAUACCAGUCAAGCUUCCGUUCAACGGCUGAAGCACUUAUCUCACUCGUCGGAACGCAUUGAAUUACGUGUUGCAGCUGAAGAGUCCUCCAAUCUACUUCGUGCCUCCUCCGAGACGAGCUUGGGCAGUAAUCCAGUCACCGUAGAAAUGAAAAAUUCAAAAUCCAAUCACGAAGGAUUACUUCCAGUCGGGACCAACGUUUUGGCCUCGUUUAAAAUCCCUAGUUCACACGGAAAGUUCAAUAUGGGUAUUCUCACGUCGCCUACUAGCGUUAAAGGAAAUCCACUUGUGAUGUUGGCUAAAGGUGUCCAGAAUCUAGGCGCCAAUCUUGACCCUAGAAAAAUGCUGGACACAAAUAAGAAGGAUACAUCGAUCAGCAAAGAUAACGAGGAUGAAGAUGUAACGAAGCGGAAUAUCUGCACAAACACUAGAAUUAUUCGUCUUUAAUAACCAGAUUUGCACCGCAGUCCCUCCUAGCGAAACGUGGCUUUUAAAACGUAUCGCUGUAUCGAACAUUCCAUUAGCAUUCUCGCCUCUAUCAUUUCAGAUAUUAUCGUAGUAGUCUAAUGUUUUAUAUCUUGGUCCACUCAGUACUAGUAAGUAAUUUAUGCUGCGAAAGACAUGCAAGUGUCUUCAAAAUGCUGCUCUCACAUAGGAGCUCCACUCAGGCCCUUAUUAUUGAUGGAAGAUAUCAGUAUUUCUGCGAGAUCGCAAUUCACGAUGUCUAGUCAUCAAUCCUGUGUUUGCUUUUGAGUCAAAAUCGAAUAUAUGAUACAGGGCGUUCUAGAAAAAAAAAAAUUAAUACUCACUUCAUAUUAGACCAUGCUUUACGAACAUGUAUAGCUUGCGUUGUAACAUUGUGCGUGUUCACUGAAUUAAAUUUUUUCCUAUCUUGAUUUGAAAUACAUGUUCUUAUGCGCGCAA